This is a messenger RNA of Thunnus maccoyii (southern bluefin tuna), 1735 nucleotides long. RefSeq names its product WD repeat, SAM and U-box domain-containing protein 1-like. Gene Ontology annotation, biological process: protein ubiquitination. Gene Ontology annotation, molecular function: ubiquitin-protein transferase activity; protein binding. Lineage: Eukaryota; Metazoa; Chordata; Actinopteri; Scombriformes; Scombridae. The transcript is spliced from 11 exons. The record is from RefSeq and is a predicted model, not a curated record. The coding region runs from base 436 to 1611 and encodes 391 amino acids.
UGGUAUUAUUAGUUUUACCUAAGUAAACGGUGCUUAUUUCACUGCUCACUUUCAGAAGCAAUAAUAGUAAAAUAAUUGGAUCAGUUUUUCAGUAGAGAGAAUUAAAAACUGCAAACGGACACAAAAAUGAGAAAAUUCGACUCUGACCAUUGAGUAACUCACAGCAACUCAGCGUCACAUGACUGAUAACAAUUAUGCAAGAUAAACAGACUUUAUAAUGCUGUGUUGGAAGAGGAAGUGCUUGAAGACAAACCCUUGACGACGCACAGAGAGCAGGUUUGUGUGUUUUUUUGACGGACAGACAGCUGUCAGCUGUUUGUCACUCGCCUCAAUUUCUCAACUCUCUCGUCUCACAGGCGGAUGUUUGAGCAUUUUGCGCCACCUUGUGUGUGAACUCCUCCCUUCUGCUGAGCCAACAUACAUCUCUGUCACAAAAUGGUGUCACUAAUUUGCAGUCUUCGACACCACACAGACGAGGUGAGCUGCUGCGCUUUCUCUCCGUCUCUGCUGGCGACGGGCUCCGGCGACAAAACCCUCCGUAUUUAUAACACAGCGGAUUUCUCGGAGCUUCCUUUCUCUCCUCUCUCGGGCCAUGACUACGGGGUUCACUGCUGCUGCUUUAGCUCCUGUGGCAGCUACUUGCUCAGCUGCUCCACAGAUGGAUCCACCAUCGUGUGGAGCUCGGAGACAGGUGAGGUGUCGGCGGUGCUGCAGCAUCCGGGCCGCAGUCCGCUCCGAGUGUGCGCACUGGCGCCCGACUCCUCCCUGCUGCUGGCCGGGGCCUCUGAUGGCACCGUGGCCCUCUGGGACCUCCCCUCCAAGACAUUACGCAGAUGCAGUGCAGUGAGCGAGGCCAGCGUGGUGGCUUGCUGCUUCUCUCCGUGCAGCCAGAUGUUUGUGACCGGCUGCACCAACGGAGACCUCAGACUCUGGGACGUGGACAUCAGCCUCCUGCAUGCUGAGAAGGACGCCCACGACCUGGGCGUCACCUGCUGCAACUUCGCACCCCAGUUCAAAGUUGACGGCUGCUGUGUGGAGUUUCGACUGGCCUCCUGCGGACAGGACAGCCGGCUGAAAAUAUGGAUCGUUUCCCAGCGUGAAGGAGCAGCGUGUGUCGUGAAGCUGCUUCACACUCUCACCAGCCAGUCAGCUCCAGUUCUGUCUUGUGCCUUCUCCUCUGAUGGAGAGCUAGUCGUUUCAGGUUCAGUGGAUAAAAGUGUUGCAAUAUAUGACGCGAGUCAAGGAACCCUGCUGCACACUUUGAAACAGCACGACAGGUAUGUGACUGCCGUUGCCAUGUCUCCCACCAUGCCGUGGAUUGCAACGGGCUCCAUGGACAGAGCAGUGCAUGUGUGGAGAAUAGGAGAUGGAGACAUCGGAGCUGCAGCUGAAUCCAGGCAGGCAGUGUGCCAAGGAAGGAAGUUGCCAGGUCACUCCAGGCUGCUGCUCGCUGAUUGGUCAGAGGAGGAUGUGCGGACUUGGCUGUGCGAGGAAGGACUAGAGGGGCUCGUCAGCGUCUUUAAAGCCAACAACAUUGACGGACCAGAGCUCAGCCAGCUGGACAAGGAAACGGCGGCCGAGCUGGGAAUCGGUCCUUUGUGUCAACUGUAAUCAUGUAACAAGCUGCAUCAAAGUUCCACCCUUAAUCACGAGUCUGUGGGCCUCCGCGGUCGUCUCCUGAGGAAAAUUGAGGCCCUGAGGGCAGAGCAGAGCGGUUCAGAGGCCCCAGAUGAAU